AUGACCUAUGCAGCUACAUAUGUCAACGCAACAGUGGGAUCAACAGCUCAUCUGUUCUGCUCCUACACCUUCCCCAGUCACCUGGUAUUCAAGAAAGCAUUCUGGACUCUCGUUCCAUUGAAGCCCUGGCCUGACCUUGCCCUUGACCCUCUCUACGUGGGCAGAGUCAGUGUGGACUGCCGGGAUGGCACCCAGACAUGCGCCUUGAACAUCAGCGCGCUGAACACAUCAGACAGCAGAGCGUACUACUGUAGAGUGGAGACUAAGGGGCAGACGUGGGUUCAAAGUCCAGGGGUUGAACUUCGCGUGACGGGGACUGUGAGGCUGGUGAGUGGAGCGAAUCGAUGUUCUGGAAGAGUGGAGGUAUAUCAUGAAGGAGUGUGGGGGACAGUGUGUGAUGAUGGGUGGGAUGUAACUGAUGCUGCAGUGGUGUGCAGAGAGGUGGGCUGUGGGAAUGCCACAAAAGCUCUGACACGGGCUCACUUUGGAGAGGGAUCAGGAACAAUCUGGAUGGAUGAUGUGAACUGUGCGGGAUCUGAGUCUACACUGAAGAACUGUAACCAUAGAGGAUGGGGAAGCCAUAACUGUGGACACCAUGAGGAUGCUGGAGUUAAAUGUUCAGGGACUGUGAGACUGAUUAAUGGCCCCACUGCGUGUUCUGGAAGAGUGGAGGUAUAUCAUGAAGGAGUGUGGGGGACAGUGUGUGAUGAUGGGUGGGAUGUAACUGAUGCUGCAGUGGUGUGCAGAGAGGUGGGCUGUGGGGAUGCCAUUAAAGCUCUGACACGGGCUCACUUUGGAGAGGGAUCAGGAACAAUCUGGAUGGAUGAUGUGAACUGUACGGGAUCUGAGUCUACACUGAAGAACUGUAACCAAAGAGGAUGGGGAAACCAUAACUGUGGACACAAUGAGGAUGCAGGAGUUAAUUGUUCUGGUAACAAUGGUUCUAUACCAUCCCCUGUUAGGCUGUCUGGCGGCCGCACCAACUGUUCUGGAUGGGUGGAGGUCUACCACGUAGACCAGUGGGCCAGUGUGUGUGAUGAUGGCUGGGACAUGAACGAUGCUGCGGUGGUGUGCAGACAGCUGGGGUGCGGUGACGCUCUUUGUGCCCCUGAGAGCUCCCACUUUGGCACUGUCAGAGGAAGCACUGAUGACAGGAUGACUGAUGUAUCAUGCUCAGGAACCGAAGGCUUCCUCACUGACUGCUCCCAUGCCAUCAGGCAACAGAUACCGUGUGAAACUGCGGGCGUAGUGUGCACAGGAGCUAGCAUGCAAACUGAGAUUACCCUCACACCCCCUGAGUCAACAGUCUCAGCAGGUGACAGCAUUGAAUUUAGAUGCAGUACAUCAUCAGACACCUGCUCCUCAACAGACUUCAAGUUGUCAAGGAAUGGGGAAGCGAUGAUGACUACAUCAGCCACUGACUACCAGAGAAAUGUGACCUUUGCCUUACUUUCUCUGGACACUUCUAGCCAGGGAAAUUACUCAUGUGGCUAUUCCCCCAACUUCACUGAGAGUGUGCCAGUCACUCUCACUGUUGUUUCUCUAGCAAAGCCAGUUCUCACCCUUGAAACGGACACACCAACCUGGGGUCAGCCGGUCCAGAUGACCUGUACCAUUUCCACUGAACACCUGGGUGGGACGUUCACCUUACAGCAGCUGUCUGGGUCGUACAGAGCGGAAAAGCAGGGCUCAACACCUACUGUUGAUUUCACCAUCCCUCAGGCUUACAAUAGCCACUCAGGAUCCUACUACUGCCAGUAUGAGACAAGAGUAAAUGAUCGUCUCUUCAACUCCACUCUCAGCAAUCUUCUGAAUUUCUCAGUAACGGCAUCCUCCGUUAGGUUGUCUGGCGGCCGCACCAACUGUUCUGGACGAGUGGAAGUCUACCACGUAGACCAGUGGGCUAGUGUGUGUGAUGAUGGCUGGGACAUGAACGAUGCUGUGGUGGUGUGCAGACAGCUGGGUUGCGGAGACGCUCUUUGUGCCCCUGAGAGCUCCCACUUUGGUGCUGUCAGAGGAAGCACUGAUGACAGGAUGACUGAUGUGGCAUGCUCAGGAACCGAAGGCUUUCUCACUGACUGCUCCCAUGCCAUCAGGCAACAGAUACCGUGUGAAACUGCGGGCGUGGUGUGCACAGGAGCUAGCAUGCAACCUGAGAUUAGCCUCACACCCCCCGAGUCAACAGUCUCAGCAGGUGACAGCAUUGAAUUUAGAUGCACUACCUCAUCAGACACCUGCUCCUCAACAGACUUCAAGUUGUCAAGGAAUGGGGAAUCGAUGAUGACUACAUCAGCCACUGACUACCACAGAAAUGUAACCUUUGCAUUGCUUUCUCUGGACACUUCUAGCCAGGGAAAUUACUCAUGUGGCUAUUCCCCCAACUUUACUGAGAGUGUGCCAGUCACUCUCACUGUUGUUUCUCUAGCAAAUCCAGUUCUCACCCUUGAAACGGACACACCAACCUGGGGUCAGCCGGUCCAGAUGACUUGCACCAUCUCCACUGAACACCUGGGUGGGACGUUCACCUUACAGCAGCUGUCUGGGUCGUACAGAGCGGAAAAGCGGGGCUCAACACCUACUGUUGAUUUCACCAUCCCUCAGGCUUACAAUAGCCACUCAGGAUCCUACUACUGCCAGUAUGAGACAAGAGUAAAUGAUCGUCUCUUCAACUCCACUCUCAGCAAUCUUCUGAAUUUCUCAGUGAUGGCAUCCUCCAUUAGGUUGUCUGGCGGCCGCACCAGCUGUUCUGGAUGGGUGGAGGUCUACCACGUAGAUCAGUGGGCCAGUGUGUGUGAUGAUGGCUGGGACAUGAACGAUGCUGUGGUGGUGUGCAGACAGCUGGGGUGCGGAGAUGCUCUUUGUGCCCCUGAGAGCUCCCACUUUGGCACUGUCAGAGGAAGCACUGAUGACAGGAUGACUGAUUUGGCAUGCUCAGGCACUGAAGGCUUCCUCACUGACUGCUCCCAUGCCAUCAGGCAACAGAUACCGUGUGAAACUGCGGGCGUAGUGUGCACAGGAGCUAGCAUGCAACCAGAGAUUACCCUCACACCUCCCGAGUCAACAGUCCCAGCAGGCGACAGCAUUGAAUUUAGAUGUGCUACUUCAUCAGACACCUGCAACACAACAGAGUUCAAGCUAUCAAGGAAUGGGGAAACCAUCAAUGCUACAUCAGCUACUGACUACCAGAGACAUGUGACCUUUGGGUUUCCUUCCCUGGACAUAUCUAACCAAGGAAUUUACUCGUGUGCCUAUUCCCCGACCUUCACUGAAAGUGUGCCAGUCAAUCUCACUAUCGUUGCUCUGGCAAAGCCAGUUCUCACCCUUGAAACGGACACACCAACCUGGGGUCAGCCAGUCCAGAUGACCUGCACCAUCUCCACUGAACACCUGGGUGGGACGUUCACCUUACAGCAGCAGCCUGGGUCGUACAAACGGAAAAAGCAGGGAUCAACACCUGCUGUUGUUUUCACUAUCCCUCAGGCUUAUGGCAGCCACUCAGGAUCCUACAACUGCCAGUAUGAAAUAAGAGUGAAUGGCCGUCUCUUCACAUCGACUAGUAGCAACCAUAUGAACCUCUCAGUGAAGGAUCUAAUCAAACCAAACGAGGAGGUAUGUCCCAGCUUUGGCUAA
This is a messenger RNA of Engraulis encrasicolus (European anchovy), 3630 nucleotides long. Its product is annotated as deleted in malignant brain tumors 1 protein-like. Lineage: Eukaryota; Metazoa; Chordata; Actinopteri; Clupeiformes; Engraulidae. Gene Ontology annotation, biological process: zymogen activation. Bases 1 to 3630 code for a protein of 1209 amino acids. The transcript is spliced from 14 exons. Gene Ontology annotation, molecular function: serine-type endopeptidase activity. Gene Ontology annotation, cellular component: plasma membrane. The record is from RefSeq and is a predicted model, not a curated record.